AUGCUGCGAGCCGCUUCGCGCUCCGCACGCGCCUCUUCGUCGUCCCGCGCACUCUCGACGGCUGCCAAGUCGGCACGCACAUCGCUGCGCCCGCACCCUGUGGUCAUCGGACCGACGCAGCUCAACCGAUACCAGGAACACUACCGCACCACGCUGGCAUCCGACCUGCUGUACAUGACGUACGAUGCUGCAGCCAAUCUCGAUGCAGAGACGCGUGCUUCGUCGUCUGCGGAUGCACAAGACCGCCAGCGCGAGUGGGACGCCGAAAGCCCGUACUCGGUCAACCGUCCUCAGCGCCCGGCGCGUGGUAACCGCCGCCUGCAACCGCUCACCAAGCCGCUCCCCGUGCAGAACACGGUGACGCAGAUCCCACGGCUGGAAAAGGUGAUUCUGACGUGCUUCUCGAAGGACGCGAUUGCCAACAAGCACGCCUUGGUGCCGCUCAUCGCCCAGAUGCGCGCCAUCACCGGACUGUCGGUCGAGGGCAGUCUGUCCGAUCCGUCGCUCGUUGCGGCGGCAUCGCCAGCAUCCGGCUCGGGCGCAUCCCGAGGUCGCAUCGAGAUCAUCCGUGCCAAAUCGGGCGUGGCGAGCUUUAAGCUCCGUCCGGGCAUGCCGGUGGGUGUCAAGGCGAUCCUGCCCGGCCCGGUGGCGCACGAGUUCCUCGAGGUGCUCUCGACCUUUGUUCUGCCGAGGCUGAGGAGCUUUGCGGGAUUCCCGCUGCCUCCUGCAUCGCAGCCACCUGCAUCGCCGGCGGCCAUGAGCGGCGUGGUGAGUCUGGGCAUGCAUCCCGAGGCCAUCCCGCUGUUCCCGCAGAUCGAAAUCAACCUCGACCAGUACCCGAACCGACCGCUCGGAUUCCAGAUCGACUGCAUCACAAACCAGCGCGGCCGAAAGGCGUCCGAAAAGGCAAGGGCUCUGCUCUCCGGUAUGGGCAUCCCCUUCGUUCGCAGAGGUGACAUGUAA
Molecule: messenger RNA, 963 nt
Organism: Moesziomyces antarcticus
Lineage: Eukaryota; Fungi; Basidiomycota; Ustilaginomycetes; Ustilaginales; Ustilaginaceae
Product: 60S ribosomal protein L7, mitochondrial precursor
Exons: 1
Coding region: 1-963 (320 amino acids)
Biological process (GO): translation
Cellular component (GO): cytosolic large ribosomal subunit; ribosome
Molecular function (GO): structural constituent of ribosome; RNA binding
Source: RefSeq, a predicted model, not a curated record